Lodderomyces parapsilosis is the source of this 1311-nucleotide messenger RNA. RefSeq lists its product as uncharacterized. Bases 1 to 1311 code for a protein of 436 amino acids. NCBI's taxonomy places the organism in Eukaryota, Fungi, Ascomycota, Pichiomycetes, Serinales, Debaryomycetaceae. The record is from RefSeq and is a predicted model, not a curated record. Gene Ontology annotation, cellular component: fungal-type vacuole membrane. Gene Ontology annotation, molecular function: transmembrane transporter activity. The transcript has a single exon. Gene Ontology annotation, biological process: transmembrane transport.
AUGCACUUGUUCAAAACAUUGAAACAAACCAACUUGGACAUCCGGAUACUAUGGGCCUCGGUGUUCCUCAGAAUGGCUAGUUAUGGUCUCACAAAUCAAAUACUUGCCCUUUAUCUUAAAAAGAUUAAAAUAUCAGAAUUUGAAAUUGGACUAUUCAUGACACUAACUCUUGUUGGAGACACUGUUAUUUCCUACUUUUUAACAUGGAAUGCAGACCGAAUAGGCCGUCGUAAGGUGAUGCUCAUUGGGUCCAUCAUGAUGCUUGCUUCAGGCAUUGUAUUCACUUACUCGACCAAUUUCUACAUCCUAUUGGCAGCUGCUAUAAUUGGUGUCAUAUCGCCUUCCGGAGAUGAAACAGGUCCAUUCAAAUCAGUUGAAGAAGCAUCAAUGGCACAUUUAACUCCACAUAAUCACCGUCCAGAAGUAUUUGCAUUUUAUGGAUUGUUUUCCACAGCUGGUGCAGCCGCAGGAUCGUUGAUUUGUGGGUUCUUGGUUGAUUAUAUGAAUUUGGAACUAAACUGGAGCUUAAAGAGAAGCUAUCAAAGUAUAUUCAUCUUGUAUUCAGGAAUUGCUGUUUUGAAGUUUAUCUUAAUGCUGCUUUUAUCGGAAAAGUGUGAAGUGCAUGUGGAGAAUUUCACUGAAGUCACUGAGCAGUCAACAUUAUUGGAGUCAGAGGAAGAAGAUUCAGAUAAGAGCACAGGAUUGUCCAACACUACGAGACACUACUUGCCCAGACUAUUAAUCAUUUUCAUGCUCGAUUCUUUGGGAUACGGAUUUAUGCCAUCGGCGUGGGUGGUUUAUUAUCUCAAGUUCACAUUUGAAUUGACUGCAAAAGCAUUGGGGAUAUUGUUCUUUGUCACUAAUCUGGUUGACGCUGUAUCCUCAUUGCCUUCCGCACACUUUGCCAAGUUCUUUGGACCGGUGAAGGCAAUUCUAUUCACUCAAGCCCCAUCAGCUAUAUUCUUUAGUCUUGUUGCUGUCACUCAACUGUAUCCCAUUGUAGCUGCAUUGUUGUUGCUUUACUACCUUACCUCAACCAUGGAUGUUGUACCUCGACAGGUUUUACUAACAUCGAUCAUGCCCAAAGAGGAGAUUACAAAAGUCAUGGGCAUUGUCAAUAUUGGCAAGACAUUUGCUAGAUGCGUCGGUCCUAUAUUUACUGGUAAACUAGCAGAGCACAGCAAAUUGAGAUACGGAUUCAUCAUCAAUGGUGCAUGUGUUCUCUUUGCAGAUGUCGUACUCGCAAUCAACUUUCUCCAUAUCGAUCACGACAUUUUGCUUAAACAGAGGGUAGAUCAAAAUAUAGAGUAG